This is a messenger RNA of Spinacia oleracea (spinach), 1822 nucleotides long. RefSeq names its product adenine/guanine permease AZG2-like. The record is from RefSeq and is a predicted model, not a curated record. Gene Ontology annotation, molecular function: purine nucleobase transmembrane transporter activity. The coding region runs from base 128 to 1621 and encodes 497 amino acids. Gene Ontology annotation, cellular component: plasma membrane. Gene Ontology annotation, biological process: adenine transport; transmembrane transport; guanine transport. The transcript has a single exon. NCBI's taxonomy places the organism in Eukaryota, Viridiplantae, Streptophyta, Magnoliopsida, Caryophyllales, Amaranthaceae.
ACUAUCUCCUCAGAUAUCAAAUGUUCUUAUCCAUGUGAGUCAUUUCCCAUUUUAAAAAGAAAGAAACUAUUUCAUAUGUUAAUUAGUUUCUUUACACAAAAAAGAAGAACAAAUCAUAUAGUAUACGAUGGUGAUUCCAGGAACUUGUGCUAAAUUAUCAAAAUCAUGGAACAACUUAGUGAUAGCCUUGAACGACAACAUUUCAAGUAGUAAGGUGGGAAAAUACUUCAAGUUAGAUGAGAGAAAGAGUUGUUUCACAAGAGAGUUAAGAGCUGGCACCACCACUUUCCUAGCCAUGGCUUACAUCAUCACCGUCAUCUCCACCGUCCUUAGCGACACCGGAGGCACGUGCCCCAAGAAGGAAAACAACACUUUCGACAACGGUUGCGUUCUACUCAUCAAAAGCGACUUGAUUGUAUCCAUUUCGUUGACUGCAAUGUUGGGUUGUUUUGGUAUGGGCCUUUUCGCCAACCUUCCAUUUGGGCUUGCCCCAGGAACAGGCCAAACCAUGUUUAUGGCCUAUAACUUGGUGGGCUUUCAUGGGUCGGGUCCCAUGACGUAUCCAUCCGCAUUAGGGUUAUGGAUGGUUGAAUCCUUAUGCUUCAUAGUGAUCUCAGCCUCGGGGCUCCGUGCUAAGAUGGGUAGACUCAUCCCGGUCUCUGUUCGGCUUGCUUGUGCAGUUGGGAUUGGAUUGUUCAUCGCUUUUGUUGGGCUUCAGUCCUCACAAGGUGUGGGCCUAAUUGGGCCUGACCCAAAUUCUAUAACAAAACUCCAAGCGCUUAAUAGCCCAACGUUGUGGUUAGGCAUAAUGGGGUUUUUAAUCAUGAGUUAUGGAAUGGCCUACGAUGUUAAAGGUAGUAUGAUAUAUGGGAUUCUUUUUGUGACAAUAAUCUCAUGGUUUAGGGGAACUCCCGUUACAUAUUUUCCAAAAUCUGACGUUGGAGAAGAAAGGUACAAGUAUUUUAAAAAAGUGUUGGAUUUCCAUGAGAUACGUAAAAUAGCCGGUAAAAUUAGUUUUACUGAUUUUACCAAAGGAAGAACGUGGGUUUCACUAUUUACUUUGUUAUACAUUGACAUUCUUGCAACAACGGGUGUAUUGUACACCUUAGCCGAAAUAGGCGGGUUUGUAAAUGAUAAAGGAUCAUUCGAGAACGAAUAUAUAGCCUAUAUGAUCGAUGCAUCGGUGACGGUGGUGGGGUCGUUUCUUGGGGUACCUCCGGUGGCGACAUAUGCUGAAUCGUCGACCGGUAUUAAGGAAGGUGGACGAACAGGAUUAACCGCGGUGAUUAUUGGUAUAUAUUUUUCUUUAGCAUUAUUUUUUGCACCACUAUUAACUAGUGUGCCUCCAUGGGCUAUUGGGCCUUCUUUGGUAAUGGUUGGAGUGAUAAUGAUGAAAUUGGCUAAAGAUAUAGAGUGGGGUAAUAUCAAAGAGGCAGUUCCUGCUUUUAUUACUAUCAUUUUGAUGCCAUUAACUAAUUCUAUACCUAAUGGUAUAAUUGGAGGCAUAGGGAUUUAUGUUGUUCUUCAUUUUUAUGAUUGGGUUGUUUGGCUGAUUAAAUUAGUCUUUGGGCCUAGAAAGAAGAAGGCUAUUGAAGAAAUGGAUGCAAAUGCAAUCCCUUAAAAAUUACUAAAAUUAGCAGAAGGUUUUGUUGCAAUAAACAAAGUGGUUUUAGACACUAUGUGUUCCCAUAAACAUUGUUGUAAUGUUUGUAGGUAAUGUAUUCUACCAAAAAAAAAAAGUUUGUACGUAAUAUAUCGAAUAAAUUCCAUUAUGUGUUCCAACUACAACGAUGCACUAGCAUUUUGCAAAAUAGUAUCAUCG